CAAAUUUUAAGAAAAAUUGGAAUUGUGUGGUUGUUGUUGAAUUGAUAAAGUGUGAAUAAAGUAAGAAUGAAUUGUAACCACCCAAAUAUUGCCAAAUAUGGUAUGAGACAAACUUAAUGGGACAGACGAAAAAGGUAAAUUGGGACAAAGUUAGAGGGACAGAGGGAGUAGUACAUACCAAAUAAGAUUAAACAAAAUACCUUUCCAUCAAGCCUUCGUGGCCUUGAACCCCUGCCCAUUGUCAUAACUGGAACCUCACUCAUAUGCACUAAUUAGUAGUGCAUAAAUGUAUCUUUUUAUGUUUGAUUCGUGUGGAUUGUUUACCAUUUUAUUUAGUUUGUAAGCAUUUAUGUGAUUUUAGUUGUAAUUGUAUUUUAGUUCUCAUUUGUAAGUUGUAAAGUAGAGUUAGGAUUUAUGGUGUUGGAAAGGAAGACUUUGAAUUGAAGAUAAUUGGCUGCCCAGGACAGUCACCCGGUCGGGUGAGGUAUUGCACCCGGUCGGGUGAGACUUGAAAUACGAAACUGCUCAGGAAACUACAUCACCCGGUCAGGUGAGGUAUUUUACCCGGUCGGGUCAGACAUGACCCGGGACAAAACGACGUGCAGAAACAUGAGAACAUGACGGAUUAUUUGAUUUUGACAUGCACCAGGUCGGGUGGGCACUUGACCCGGUCGGGUACCCGGCCAAAGGUGUUGAAAAACACCUAUAAAUAGCACACUUUUCCUUCACUUGUAAUCACUCCUUCCUUUAUACUCUUACUCUCAACUUAGAAUAAUAUUUCUUUUAUAUUUUUAUAGCAUGUUUAGUCUCCAAAUGAGGAGCUAAACUUCCAUUUCUUGGUGUUGCUCUUGAAGCUUGAUUAUUAAAGUUGUGAGUUAUUUUCUUAACUUCUUUCCUUGAAUAUUAAUUCUUCCUUUAAAUACUAAUUCUAUAUCAAUGUUGGGGAGUGUUACUAAGAUGACAAUUAGUUAACAUGUUGACAUUAGUUAUAGUAAUAGUUAUUUCUUUCUCUAUGUUAAUAUUGGGGAGUGUUACCAAGAUGACAAUUAGUUAUGUGACACCGCGCCCGGAUGUACUUGAAUUUGAAAUUCGACAUGUAAUUGAAUUUUCCUAGCAAAUAAAAUUCAUGUAAUUGAUUGGCAUAUUUAUUUAAUGUGCGAUUAAUUAAAUUAUUUAUCGGGUCCAGUAUAUGUGACUGGGCUACCAAAUAUUUAGUUGGGUCAUCAUAGUAAAUUAUAGAAGCCCAAUAAAGUGCCAACAAAAGUUGAUAAAAAUAUUUGGACAACCCGAGUGCUAUUUUGGCCCAACCUGCCGAAAAUAGCAGGAAUAAUUGGGAGGGACUUUCUAUACCCAAUUGGGGUUUUUCCUACAAGCCUUGUAGACUCAAAAUAAUAAUUUUGAGGCAAGUGAACAUGGGAGGGGCGGACUUAUUUGAUGAUGAGAUUGCACAAGACAAAAUAUCACCCCAUAUGGCCUAUCAACACCUCAACUUGGAGGUUUGAUUGAGAUACAAUACCUCCCCCUUUCCCAUUGCAAUCAUUCGGCCAUAUCAAGAAGGAAGAACCUCUAGGAAGAGCUCUCAAAAAGUCCAAGGAUUGGAGGAAGCAAGAAGGAAGUAUUCCCAACACAAAAGGGCUAGGAUUUGAGGAGUUGAAACCGCCGGAAACCGCCAAGUAUAGGAGGCUGUUCGUAGCUGCAGACCACGAAAGCCGCCCACCUUUCACGAAAGCCGCCCGGCUUUCGUCUGCUGUCCAGAUUUUUCAUCUCCAAUCGGUUUAGAACGGGGAUUGAUCGAAGGGCUUAACGAAGGCAACUAUUGCAGCACAUCAUAAGUUUCAGGUAGGGAGUAAAGCUUGCUACCAUCGCCCGUUGCUUCGGGGAGCUCAGGGAGAGAAGACGUGAAAUGGAGCCAAUCGGAAGAAUCACUAGGAGGAACCCGACGGGCCGUGUGCCGGGUGGAUCCGAACGCGGCAGCCGGGGGUCCACUAGGGUGUCAAGGGGAAGGGGCCGUGGAGGCCAACAACAAACCGUGAGCGAUGGCCACGUUGACACGGAGAGUGAGACUUAUUGGUCCUAUGAGGACUCAACCUAUAGGCCGGAAACCGAGCCGGUGGAGACCCCUUAUGAAGGGGAUGAUGAUGAUGAUGUUAGCGACGAGGAGCAAGAUGGCUCCUUGGCGAGAAUUGAGGCGUUGCUCCAACAAUACCACCGAGAGCGCGAGGAGAGGAGGGAACGCCGAAGGCGCCGAGCGGGGCAACCUUCGGGUAUGGCUUCAAGAGGAGGAAGCCACAAUGCAUCUAGAGUCCAUGUGGAACCACAUGGAGGCCGAAAUGAUGGGGGUCCAACCAUAAGGAUCUCCAAGUUUAUCAAGGAAGCAAGAGACUUGGGGUGCAAACCCUUUGACGGGACCGGAGACAUUUCGGUUGCCGCCCAAUGGAUCAAGAGGUUGAAUGAAGCAGCCCUUGACAUGCAAAUCACGCCUAACCUUAAACUGAGAAUAGCGGUAAGGUUGCUUGAGGGGAUGGCAUCCAAAUGGUGGGAUGGAACCAAGAGUAAGUAUGGCGAGGGCGUCGUUUGGGAGGACUUCCAACGGGAGUUCUUUGCCCAAUAUUACUCCGACUUCGAGGUGAACAAGAAGGUGAGGGAAUAUACCCUCCUAACUCAAGGGGGUAACAUGACGGUGAAGGAACUUGAGUACAAGUUUCGGGACCUUGCCGACUACAUACCGGAGUACGCUUGUGAUGAGAACCGGAUGGUGAACCACUUUUGGGAUGCCCUAGACUUGGAGAUACGUGAUAGGGCAACACAAUUGCGUAACAUGACCUUCGCCCAAGUGGUAGACCAAGCCUUGAAGGGCGAAAAACAGUGGGAAGAGAGGAAGAAAAGGGAUGCCGAUGAGGCGAAGAAAAGAAAAUGGGAGAACCAUGGCCCCCAAGGUUCUAACAAGAAGGGGAACCACGGGGGAGGUAGCUCAUUUAGAACCCCUGCACCACCAUCGAAGGGAAACCAAGGCCCAACUGGGCAAAGCUCGAGGUCACAAAACUCGGGAGUACCAAGGUGCAGCAACUGCAAGAAGCUUCACCAAGGCAAGUGCCGUGAUCCCCCGAGAUGCUAUCAAUGCGGGGAGGUCGGGCACAUGAAGGUGAGUUGCCCACAACUUGGGCGAGCCGUGGGUGCCGGACCAAGCAGUGGAACCAUGGUGAGCAGGAACCGAACGGGAGCACCGAGUGCAAGCAUGGGGCACGGUGGAGCUAGCACAAGCAAUGCACCGUCCGUUAAUCAAGGGAGGACCCAAGCGAGGGUCUAUGCGAUUACGGAGGCCGAUGCACGUGCUAACCCGGACUCCGUCGCGG
This is a messenger RNA of Cuscuta epithymum, 3353 nucleotides long. Lineage: Eukaryota; Viridiplantae; Streptophyta; Magnoliopsida; Solanales; Convolvulaceae. The record is from the annotation of a GenBank genome assembly.